This is a messenger RNA of Oikopleura dioica, 1371 nucleotides long. The record is from the annotation of a GenBank genome assembly. NCBI's taxonomy places the organism in Eukaryota, Metazoa, Chordata, Appendicularia, Copelata, Oikopleuridae.
AUGCAAAAAUAUAAACACAAGGUCGGGAUUAUCAUCUGCUUUGUUUCUUCUGCACUUAGUAUUUGCGAUAAAGCAAAUUUCGCGGCGAUCGAUUGCUCUGAGUACAGUUUUCUGAUCACGAUUAACCAGACCUGCUUCAACUACCACUGGAACAGAGGAAAUGCUUGGAAUGAAAACAUUAUUUUUGGCAGCUCAGGAGCAGCGGCUUGCGAACUCAAUGUUGCUUCGCAGGGAGCAAAUACGAUUGAAAUAAAUUUUGAUCAAUGCGAUGUGGUAGCUAACUAUCCCGAUCCUACGAACAAAACGAUCAUUGACUUCAAUCUCGAUGGUCAUAUUAUUGAAACAUUAAUCGGAAAUGCUGAUAUUGAAACGCUCUUUGAUUUCAACUACAAGUGCGAAUUCAGAGGCGUCACGGAUUUGGAAGAAUCAGCGCAACUUUAUGAUGCCGACAAGUUGAAGGUCAACGACACUCUUACUUUGGACAGCUCAAUUAUUCCAAAUCCCGUCGAGUGUCUGACUAAGGAUGAAAGCGGGGAGCAGUUUUGUUCGAAUGAUUUAGAGGGUUCGUUGUCUCUCGAUGAUUUGCAAGUUGGAGAUACUUAUGAUUUUUACUGGGAUUCGUAUUACCCUUCUCUCGGCUCGAUGAGCUUUCGAAUCGAAAAUGUUUGGCUUGGUCCCGUCCCCGGAGAAAAGACAGUACAAAUCGCUAGCGAUGGAUGUCUCCUGUCUCCUUUUGAUAGUGGCUUUAACUGGAUGAGUCCUGAUUCAAGGUUGAUACAAUGGACAGCAUUUAAGUUUAAAAGUUCCAGCUCCGUCCACUUUACGUUUGAAUUGGUAAUGUGCGAUGCAGGUGGGGUUGGAGGUGCAGUUUUCGAAACAACUUUUUGUCUUGGAUCAACUCAAUGCGAAACAGGAGAAGGAAACCAAUAUCUUUUUGAACAGUGGCUGUCAAGCAAUAAUCAGAACCGAAAAAGAAAGUCAGCAGAUGAUGAGAAUAAUCCGAUUUUUCAGCCACAACAAAUCGUUGAAAUUUCGGAUAUCAGCGUUGAGGUAAAACUUCCCGAAAAUGCCAAUCUAAGAGAAGAAAAUGUUAAUGGAGAGACAGUUAUCGUUCUUUCCGAUGAAGCUGGAGUGAAUACCGCGCGAAAAAACAUGAAUGCUAAGGAAUACGACAUGGCUGAUAAAUGGGCUGCCCACAAAAGCAAUGGUCGAUUGGCCAGAAGAGUUGGAAAUGAGCCCGUCACUUACGCUCCAGAUAAUAUUAAUAUUGUCCAUGAUAAAUUUCUUGUCCGCGAAGCUCAUGAUCAGACGCAAGUUGAAAUUCCCGUGGUCGACUAUCUUACUGAAACAAAUCUUGUCAAGCAAAACUAA